This is a messenger RNA of Nymphaea colorata (pocket water lily), 1626 nucleotides long. RefSeq names its product transcription factor MYB77-like. Bases 252 to 1334 code for a protein of 360 amino acids. The record is from RefSeq and is a predicted model, not a curated record. Gene Ontology annotation, cellular component: nucleus. Lineage: Eukaryota; Viridiplantae; Streptophyta; Magnoliopsida; Nymphaeales; Nymphaeaceae. The transcript is spliced from 5 exons. Gene Ontology annotation, biological process: regulation of DNA-templated transcription. Gene Ontology annotation, molecular function: DNA-binding transcription factor activity, RNA polymerase II-specific; RNA polymerase II cis-regulatory region sequence-specific DNA binding.
AAUUUCUUGGGUCAGGGUCAGUCUGGUGGUGUGCACAAGCACACGCACAGAAGCGCACUGCCUCAGAGAGAGAAAGAGCUUCAGGCGUGUGGGUUUCUGCAAAACUCUGCAAAUAUUCGUCCCUUUCCCAUCGCCCCACUUCAAUCUCUUUCAACCUGCCAUCCUUCUUCUCUCCUUCUCCCGUCUCUCCUUCCCCUCCCUCCGGAAGGCAAGCAAAGGAUAGAGAAAGAAGACCAAAAAUAAGUCUGGCCAUGAAGAUGACCCUCCAUCAGUUCCAGAGGAGCAGAAUCUGUCACGAUGAAAACGAAGAUGCGUCUGGCGACUUCUCUGGAAAUGAGGCCGCCAUUAAUCUAUGCUAUGGUGGCUCAGCCUCCUCUUCUUGUGAUAGUUAUUGCAGAAGUGACUUGACCGUUCAGAUUUGGGGAGCUUCAUCAAGCAAACAAGGUCUGAAAACUUGGAACUUGCCAUUUACGGAAAACUGUAACAUUACCAAAGGCUGUGAUUCAAGUGAAGGCUACAACGCCUUUGAAGACAUACCUAGUGAGGAAGUGCAGGACAAUGAUAAUUCUUCUGUUGGGAAGGGUACCACUAAGCUCUGCGCCAGAGGACAUUGGAGACCAGCCGAGGAUGCAAAACUUAAAGAGCUUGUUGCUCUCUAUGGGCCUCAGAACUGGAACCUCAUAGCAGAGAAACUAGAAGGAAGAUCAGGUAAAAGUUGUAGGCUGAGAUGGUUUAAUCAAUUGGAUCCGAGAAUCAACCGUAGAGCCUUCAGUGAAGAAGAAGAAGAGAGGCUAAUGGCUGCGCACAGGCUUUAUGGGAACAAAUGGGCCAUGAUCGCUAGACUGUUUCCUGGCAGGACAGACAAUGCAGUCAAGAACCACUGGCACGUGAUCAUGGCUAGGAAAUACAGAGAGCAGUCCAAUGCUUACAGAAGGAGAAAGCUGAACCAGUCUGCUGACAGAAGGGAAGACGACUCCCUUUCAAGCUGUGGACGCAUGUCGUUUGGCUCAAGCAGUAGCAUCACCUAUAUGACGCCGCAACAGCCACCAUUUGAUUUCCUAUCGAGUUUCAAGAAUGGUCAUGGGACAGGCUUUUCUAUUGAUGGUGGCAGCUGCUGGGAUAUGUCUAAUGACCCCCAUACUGGUUUCUACCACCAACACCCGCCUCUUCCACCAGUGAGGAUGAGGAGGGACCUCGGUUAUUACCCUGCCUCACCUUCAUCAGAGAUCUCGGUCACCCAGGAUGCCUCUACAGCAGACAACAAGAAGAACAUCCCUUUUGAUAAAAUCUCUCCUGCAUUCAUUGAUUUCCUUGGUGUAGGUGCUACUACGUGACAGAGUAAAUGAAGCCCUUAAAAUUUUUGAGGAUGGUGAUGUGCAUCUUAAUUUCAGGGGAAAGACCAAUGCCGAAAGAGGGAAAAAGGGACGCUGUUUUGAUGUGAAAAUGUGACGAUAUAUUAGGAGAGGGAAAAAAAAAGAGGGUGGUGGUGGUUUGUUAUGGGCAAUCCCCUUUCUUUUUUAUUUUCUUUCUUCAGUAUGCACCCACUUACCGGCUUCAGUGAAAUCGGCUUCCUAAGGGGGAAAUGAACAAAGAGAUAUAUUUGAACUUAAAUGUUCGUACUGUCCA